CGUAUGCGGUCUUUUAUAGCAGAUGCCAUGCGCACUAGAACACACACACGAAAGCAUCCAAGAUCACUAACCUCGCUCACUGCCCAUCCCAUCCCUAUCUGGUCGGCCACGACGAUCUCCAGAAAUCAGGAUGGGUAGCCAAGGGCAAGCGGCGACCGACGGCCGGGGAGACGCAGACGACACCGGCGGAAGAACCCAAGCAGCGCACUUCGUGUUCGUCCCGCUGAUGGCUCAGGGCCACCUGAUCCCGGCCAUCGACACGGCGCUGCUGCUCUCCACCCACGGCGCCGUCUGCACCAUCGUCGGGACCCCGGCCACGUCUGCUCGGGUACGCCCGACCAUCGAGUCCGCCCUGCAGUCCGGCCUGUCGGUCCGCCUCGUCGAGUUCCCGCUCAACUACGCCGAGGCCGGCCUGCCCGAAGGCGCCGACAACAUGGACAACGUCCCGGCAGAGUACUCGCAGAACUACUUCGACGCCGUCGCGCUCCUCCGCGCGCCGAUCGAGCGCUACCUCCGCGCGCAGGCGCCGUACCCGACGUGCGUCGUGGCGGACUUCUGCCAGCCGUGGACCACGGUGCUCGCGACCAACCUCGGCGUCCCGCGCCUCACCUUCUUGAGCAUGUGCGCCUUCUGCCUCCUGUGCCAGCACAAUGUCGAGCGGUUCAACGCGUACGACAACGUCGCCGACGACAACGAGCCGGUCGUCGUGCCGGGUCUGGAGGAGAAAAGGAUCCUGGUAACGAGGGCGCAGGCCCCGGGCUUUUUCCGGGGGAUCCCAAUCCCGUGGUGGGAGGAGUUCGCGGACUACGUCGAGCGCGCGCGGGCCGAGGCCGACGGCGUCAUCGUGAACACCUUCGAGGAGAUGGAGCCGGAGUACGUCGCCGGCUACGCGGCGGCCAGGGGGAUGAAAGUCUGGACCGUCGGGCCGGUGUCGCUGUACUAUCACCAGGAGCGCGCCGCAACGCUGGCGGCGAGAGGGAGCACCGCCGACAUCGACGCCGGCGAGUGCCUCCGGUGGCUGGACGGCAAGGAGCGCGACUCCGUCGUGUACGUCAGCUUCGGGAGCAUCGCGCAGGCGGACGGGAAGCAGGCCGUGGAGCUCGGCCUCGGGCUGGAAGCGUCGGGGCACCCGUUCAUCUGGGUGAUCAGGAACGCCGACGAGUACGACGGAGCCGUGCGCGUCUUCCUGGACGAGCUCGACGCGCGCGUCGCGGCCGCGGGGCGCGGCCUGCUCAUCAGGGGGUGGGCGCCGCAGGUGCUGAUCCUGUCCCACGCUGCGGUGGGCGCGUUCGUGACGCACUGCGGGUGGAACUCCACGAUGGAGGCCAUCACCGCGGGGCUGCCGGUGGUGACGUGGCCUCACUUCACGGACCAGUUCCUGAACCAGAAGAUGGCCGUGGAGGUGCUGGGCAUCGGCGUCAGCGUCGGGAUCACGGAGCCGCUCAUGUACCAGAAGGUGGAGAAGGAGAUCGUGGUCGGCCGGAACGUGGUGGAGGAGGCCGUGAGGAGCGUGAUGGGCGGCGGGGAGGAGGCAGAGGAGAGGCGGCGGCGGGCCCGCGCGCUGGCGGUCAAGGCGAGAGCGGCCAUGCAGGAGGGCGGGUCGUCGCACCGCAACCUGCUGGAUUUGGUCGGGCGCUUCGAGGGUGUCAUGGCCGAGACUACCAAAGGCGCGUGAAGCAACAGAGCACUGCAUAGUGCAGGUCUACUGUGGAGAAGGCGCUAUUAUAUUGGCUACGUUUUAAUCGUUUUCGAUUUUACAGCAAGCGAGUGUCUGCGUGUUGCUAUGGGGAAAAAACUUUUAUACGUGUGGAUGAUUCAUUUAAGGUCUUGUUUACUUCCAAAAAAGUUUGUAAAAUAUGAAUAGUAACACUUUCGUUUGUAUUUGACAAA
Sorghum bicolor (sorghum) is the source of this 1890-nucleotide messenger RNA. RefSeq names its product UDP-glycosyltransferase 73C5. Lineage: Eukaryota; Viridiplantae; Streptophyta; Magnoliopsida; Poales; Poaceae. Gene Ontology annotation, molecular function: UDP-glycosyltransferase activity. The transcript has a single exon. The record is from RefSeq and is a predicted model, not a curated record. Bases 131 to 1675 code for a protein of 514 amino acids.